Messenger RNA from Apiotrichum porosum, 882 nucleotides. RefSeq lists its product as uncharacterized. Bases 1 to 882 code for a protein of 293 amino acids. The transcript is spliced from 8 exons. NCBI's taxonomy places the organism in Eukaryota, Fungi, Basidiomycota, Tremellomycetes, Trichosporonales, Trichosporonaceae. Gene Ontology annotation, molecular function: hydrolase activity. The record is from RefSeq and is a predicted model, not a curated record.
AUGUCCAAGGCUCCUCGUGCCGGCCUCGUCCUCCAACCCGGCAGCCUCCACACGCAGUCGCUGGCGCCUGCUGCGCGCUCCUUCCACACCACCCUAACGCAAGCAGACGCCGAGUGCUGCCCCCCGCAGGCCCCUCGCCCGCAAGUUGCGCACCCCGUGGCGGCCACCGGCGAGUAUGAGCUGCGCGGCAGCUACGAGUCGUUGGGCGGGUUCGACAAGGUCUAUGUCACUGGCCCGGACGCGGCUGACCAUGCUAUCGUUGUCAUCUACGAUAUCUUCGGCUUCUGGGAGACAACGCAGCGUGGCUCCGACCUCUUGGUGUCCCACCUGCUCCUCACGUCCCCGCACAAGGCGUACAUGCCGGACGUGUUCCGCGGCCACCCCUUCCCUCCCGAGAAGGACGGCGACAAGGUUGAGCUGGGCAAGUUCUUCAACGGAACGGCCAAGAUCGAAGACCGUCUCCCCGAGGUCCUCAAGUUUGCCCAGUUCCUCAAGACUGAGCGCAAGUUCAAGACGGUCUCGAUCCUGGGAUACUGCUGGGGCGGCAAGAUCACCCUCCUGGCGCUGGGCUCGCCCAACUCGCCCUUCAGCUCUGGCGCGACCUGCCACCCGGCCAUGAUCGCCAACGGCGACGGCGACGCGCUUGCGCGCCCGCUCGCAUUCUAUCCGUCCAAGGACGAGCCGGCCGAUGUGGCCGCGUACAUCGAGCAGACGAUCAAGACCAAGCCGUUUGCAAGCCAGUGUGAUUUCCACCUGUACAACACUGUGCACCACGGAUGGGCCGCUGCUCGUGCCGACCUCAGCAACCCCGAGAACCGCAAACAGUUUGACGACGUGUACCAGCGUCUUGCCGACUUCUUUUCCAAGGUCGACAGGGCUUGA